AUGGUUCGUUCAGAGGGUAACAAAGCCCAAAAGAUCAACGCAUACAAUGUUUUCUUACUCUGUUUCAUUGGCCUCGGGUCAAUGACCUAUGGUUACACAGCCUCGAUUAUAGGAACAACUCUUGGUCAACCGUCCUUCAUUGCUUAUUUCGAUCUUGCCACGAGAAGCGAUGGAACCGACCUCAUAAGUACUAUGAAUGGUCUUUUUCAGACUGGCGGUACCAUUGGUACUUUGAUACUCCCAUAUGUGGCCGAUCGAUGGGGUCGCAAAUGGGCAAUCGCAGUGCCGGCAAUCAUAGCAGUUGUUUCAGGAGCCUUCUUGGCUGGCAGCACGAACAUCGGCCAAUUUUUGCUCUUUCGAUUCUUCGCGGGUGCCGCAGCCUUCAUGAUUCUUGCUGCAGUUCCGAUAUGGAUGUCUGAAGUGGUUCCUGUCCAAUUGAGAGGAGCAUUGGUUGAUGUACACGCUGUAUUCCUCAUUCUCGGUUACACUAUUCAAGGGUGGAUCGGGUUCGGAUUCUACUUCUGGGAUGGAGGCUCAGCGACCUGGAGACCUCCUCUAGCCUUGCAAUGCCCGCGCUGGUUGGUCAUGAAAGACCGUGUGGAUGAAGCUAGGGAGAUUCUCUUCCGCCUACACUCCAAUCCUGAUGAUCCUGAAAACGAGUUCGCCAGCGCAGAAGUGUACCAGAUUCAGAAGCAAAUCGCAAUCGACAAAACGCUAGGCAACACGUGGAUGUACAUGAUCAAAAAGCCAUCUUACCGAAAACGAUGUUUACUCGCAAUUGGAACAACAGGAAUUAUUCAAUGUUCUGGGGUGCUAGUUAUCAACAAUUAUGGCCCAACUCUAUAUGCAAAUUUGGGUUUCAGUCCAGUCAAGCAGCUUCUGUAUCCUGCUGCAUGGCUUACCCUCACUCUUGGUAUCAACAUUAUGGCGAUGGCAACAGUGGACUUGUUCCCUCGAAAUAUAUACAUGGGAUUUGGCGUUCUGGGCUGCAUGGCCACCCUCAUCAUCGAGGCUGCGCUAGUUGCCGAGUUUGUGCCCUCUACCAAUCAAUCAGCACUACAAGCAGCUGUGGCGAUGCUAUUCAUCUUCCAGAUUUUCUACGGGUUCUGUCUUGACGGUACCCAAUUCAGCUAUCUCAACGAGCUGUUCCCUACACAUAUCAGAGCAAAAGGCGUCUGCUUAGGAGUGUCUAUGAUUUCUCUGAUGAACAUCAUCUGGCUUCAGGCAGCACCAACUGCUUUCAACAAUGUUGGGUGGAAGUUCUACCUCGCUUUCAUCAUUCCUGGAACGAUUGGCGGUGUCAUCAUGCUAUUCUUCUUUCCUGAUACCAAAGGCGUGCCCCUUGAAGAAAUUGCAGCUAUUUUCGGCGAUGCGGAUGAGGUUGCUAUCUAUCAGCGCGAGAUCGAAAUUGACCACACCACCCAUACUGUCGUGAUUCGUGGUCCUGAUGAGGAGAAGACUGACCAACCUAUUAUGACUGAGAAUAUGGAAGGUCAUAAAGCACCUAUCAGUAAUUCACAGCAAGCAUAG
This is a messenger RNA of Exophiala bonariae, 1530 nucleotides long. RefSeq lists its product as uncharacterized. Gene Ontology annotation, molecular function: carbohydrate:proton symporter activity. The transcript has 8 exons. NCBI's taxonomy places the organism in Eukaryota, Fungi, Ascomycota, Eurotiomycetes, Chaetothyriales, Herpotrichiellaceae. Gene Ontology annotation, biological process: transmembrane transport; carbohydrate transport. Gene Ontology annotation, cellular component: membrane. The coding region runs from base 1 to 1530 and encodes 509 amino acids. The record is from RefSeq and is a predicted model, not a curated record.